This is a messenger RNA of Branchiostoma belcheri (Belcher's lancelet), 2438 nucleotides long. RefSeq names its product galactocerebrosidase-like. The record is from RefSeq and is a predicted model, not a curated record. Gene Ontology annotation, molecular function: galactosylceramidase activity. The transcript is spliced from 6 exons. The coding region runs from base 60 to 2063 and encodes 667 amino acids. Gene Ontology annotation, biological process: galactosylceramide catabolic process. Lineage: Eukaryota; Metazoa; Chordata; Leptocardii; Amphioxiformes; Branchiostomatidae. Gene Ontology annotation, cellular component: lysosome.
UUUGACGCCGUCUUGCGAUGUACACAUAAACUGCAGCCCUACUGACCUUUACCUCCAAGAUGGCCUCCGACACAAAACACGGAACCGUCACCUGUCUCCUUGUUCUAGGCGUUCUAACGGUCCCCGUGGCGUCUGUCUACACUCUGACGGACUCAGGCGGGCUGGGGGCGAGGUUUGACGGGGUGGGAGGCCUGAGCGGCGGCGGGGCGACCUCGCGUCUCCUGGUGAGCUACCCCGAACCCUACCGGUCCCAGAUCCUGGACUACCUGUUCAAACCCAACUUCGGGGCCUCGCUGCAGAUUCUCAAAGUGGAGAUAGGCGGAGACGCCCAGAGCACGGACGGCACGGAGCCGUCCCACAUGCACAGCGCGGCGGACCAGAAUUACACCCGCGGGUACGAGUGGUGGCUCAUGCGGGAGGCCAAGCAGCGCAACCCGGGCAUCAAGCUGUACGGGCUGCCCUGGGCCUUCCCGGGCUGGGUGGGCGAGGGCCAGGCCUUCCCCUACCACCGGCCGGAAACCACGGCCGGGUAUAUCGUCAACUGGAUCCUGGGCGCGAAGUCGGUCCACAACCUCACCAUCGACUACGUGGGGAUUUGGAACGAGCGCGUCCAUGACGUCAAGUACAUCAAGACCCUGAGGAAAACGUUGGACGACAAUGACCUAAGUCACGUGAUGAUCGUGGCGCCAGACGGAGGCUGGGUACAGAUUUCGAAGGACAUCAUGGCGGAUCCUGAGCUGGCUGCUGCAGUCGGCAUUAUUGGGUCUCACUACCCGGGCACUCACAGUGCGCCCAUGGCCCAGCAGACCGGGAAAACUCUCUGGUCCUCGGAAGACUACAGCACAGUCAACAACGGCACGGGCGCCUCGUGUUGGGCACGGAUUCUCAACCAGAACUACGUCAACGGUCACAUGACCAGCACCAUAUCCUGGAACCUCAUCGCCAGCUACUACGACGACUUGCCAUUCCCACGAUCGGGUCUGAUGACAGCCAACCAGCCCUGGAGCGGUCACUACGAGAUCAGUGACCCCGUCUGGGUGACGGCCCACACCACCCACUUCACGGCCCCCGGCUGGAUGUACCUGAAGGGUGUGGGUCAUCUGGACGGCGGCGGGAGCUAUGUGGCCUUGACUGACGGGAAGGGUGGUCUGACGAUCGUCAUAGAGGCCAUGACACACCAGUACUCGCAGUGCGUCCGCCCGCUUUUACCGCCUUACUCCGUCAAGUCGGGACAGGCCGCCACUUUCCAGCUUGGAGGCGCUUUUGAGAACAUCACCCGUCUGAACCUUUGGUACUCGAAGCUCAUCGGCAGCCAGGUUGUCCAUUUUCAGUCCAAAGACCCCGUGGUAGUGAGCGGGGGAAAGUUUUCUAUAGAAGUGGACGAGAACUGCCUUUACACCCUGACUACUGUGAAGCAGGACCAGCCCAAAGCUUACCCAAAAUCCCCUGCGUCGGCACCGUUCCCACUUCCAUAUAAGGCCAAGUUCGACGGCCCAGCGGACUCCAGCGAGGCGCCGUAUUUUGCCGAUCAGACAGGAGUUUUUGAGCUGUACGUGAAUGAGAGCAGCUCGGAUCACAGCCGCACACUCAGGCAGAACGUGACCGAGAGGCCCAUCGUCUGGUGCAACGACGCUGACGCAGCAAUCAGCGUCAUCGGUGACUACAACUGGUCGAACGUCAGCGUCAGCUGCGAUGUCAUGGUGGAAUCGGGAGGGGGCGCUUUUGUGGGAGCGCGAGUGGACCAUGGCGGCUGUGACGUCAGCCAGGCCAGGGGCGUCUUCUUCUGGCUUCUGGAAGACGACACCUACAACUGGGUGGUGUCUUCAGACAUCAACAGAAACUACAUCUUAGGGCAAGGGAAGGUCGACGCCACCGUCGUCGGCCAGUGGCACACGCUAACCCUGUUUGCGAAGGGGGACAACACAGCCGGGUCUCUGAACGGGAAACUCUUGUUCGACAUCACCGACGCCCAACUCCCCACCACGAAGGGUUUUGCCGCCGUAGGGACUCUAGGCUUCCAGAAAGUGCAGUUCGAUAAUUUUGAUGUGGACAAAGCGAAAUAAGCAGUUGUUGUGAUUAGAAAGCGCGCGUCAGCUGCUAGUGUUAGGAGUGAAUCAACAACCUGUUUCUUUCUAAAAUUUCUAGAAGUAAAGGGCUACUCGGUCUUGACAAUAAAACUUAAGCAUUUUGAGGAAAGUAAUCCUCUCGAAUGCCAAUACAAUACAUCCACGAAAAUUUUAAGGAGUAUAUAUGUUCUUCCUGUUCUAUUCUUCUUUUCUUCAUUGUGCGAAACCUUAAACCUACAUUAAGGAGUGUUAGGCCCUCGGGUGGAACGCUGACCUAUUAGCUGCUUGCAUUCUCGUGCGGGGUACGAGAGUGGUCUGGCACAACUGGUGUCAGUUGUCUGUAUCUAGUAAUCUCCAAGCAGAUGUUGGAAG